Molecule: messenger RNA, 1374 nt
Organism: Suillus subalutaceus
Lineage: Eukaryota; Fungi; Basidiomycota; Agaricomycetes; Boletales; Suillaceae
Exons: 11
Molecular function (GO): monooxygenase activity; flavin adenine dinucleotide binding
Source: RefSeq, a predicted model, not a curated record
AUGGCUUCAGAGGACCUUUAUGCAAUCUCCGCUGACUGGCUCAAAAGCAUAGAGGGUUGCGUCGUCCACCGGAGAUGCUACGUCAUUUGUGAGCCAUUUUCUUUCGGAUGGGUGGUUUCAGAGGUCCGGAAAAAAUACGCGGAUUCCUCUCAGAGGUGGUUGAUGGAAAGCCGCGACUUGAGCAUUCUGGUCUUCGUAACUUCAAACCUAGACGAUCACACUGCCAAUGCGCCUCACCAUUGCAAAUGCCAGGUCCGCAAGACAUUAAAGGAGUACAAGGUGCUUUCACAUUAUCAUUACGAAAACCAGCUGCACUCGGACGAGGUUUUCUUCCGUCUGAUGCAAGAUGCCGAUGGGAAGUGGAAGGCUUUAACUCUUUUCACAAACAUGCAGGACCUUGUCGGGCAUGAGGAGUCUUCUGCAGAUCAACACGGCUUAUACGAGGUUGGUGGUGGACAAGCGGGCCUUAUGUCUGCAGCACGGCUGCGUAGGUUGGGCAUCCGUGCGCUCGUGAUCGAGAAAAAUGCGCGUGUCGGAGACUCCUGGCGACAACGGUACCCGAACCUUACGCUGCAUACCCCCACAUAUCACAACUCCAGUAUCAUGUUUCUCAGUAAUGCUAGGACAACCUUCCCCGAGUACAUUCCUAAGGGGAAACUUGCUAAUUUCCUAGAUUCAUAUGCUGUGGACCAGGAAUUGUGUAUCUGGCUCUCGAGUAGCAUAGCCUCAACUCCAGUGUACGACUCAUCAUCCGCAAGAUGGACCGUGGAAAUCCAGCACGGAGACCAGAAAGUAUUCCUUAAACCGAAACACCUGGUACUUGCCACAGGAUACGGGAGCCCUCGCAUUCAUACUUGGAACGGAAUGGACGAAUUUCAAGGAGCCUUGUAUCAUUCCGACUUCCAUAAAGACGCAGAGCGAUUCCGAGGCAAACGUGUUGUUGUUGUGGGUGCGGGCAAUGCUGGUGCAGAUAUAUGUGAAGAUUUCGUAGCGCAUGGUGCCACUGAGAAAAGCUUUAAGUCGCCUUUCCCUGACGGCACCCCUGUCGAGGAACUGGAUUUCCGCAUGAAUUCAAUGCCUAUGGCCUUUAUCCUGCAACUGAAAAUAUCAGUGGCGAGGUUGGGGUGGACGGAUUUGUGUUCAGCCGCCGGGCAUCAGGAACCAUGCUUGACGUUGGCUGUGAUAAAGCAAGGUCAAGAUAUCAGUCACCUCGACAAAGAUGGGAUCACGUUUAAAGACGGCUCCAAGCUUUCAGCAGAUGCUAUCGUCCUAGCGUAUGGUCUGACUAGUAGUUUCUGUACAGGAUAUGAACCCAUCAUGAAGACUAUGAGAGCUCUUCUUGGCAAUGAAAUUACCGAUCAACUUCCACCUGAG